GGUGCCCGCCCGCUCUCUGCGCGCCGUCCGUCCGUCCCUCCGCCCGCUGCGAGCCGCGACGCCUCGCACUUCUGAGUCGAGUCCGCGCCGCGCUCGUCGCCGCCGCCGGGAUCCGCCGCCCGCGCCAUGGAGCCGGCCGCGGGCAGCGAGCGCCGCAGCUCCCCGGGACCCGCCGUCCCGGCGCCGCCCCGGGGCCACGCGCCCUCGGCGGCCGCCGCCCCCAGCCCGGGCCCGCUGAGCUCCUCGGCGCGCGAGCAGCCGCAGCCCGCGGAGGAGCGGCAGCUGCGGAUCAGCGAGAGCGGCCAGUUCGGCGACGGGCUGGAGGAUCGAGGCUUACUAGAAAGCAGCACUCGACUAAAACCUCAUGAAGCCCAGAACUACAGGAAGAAGGCAUUGUGGGUCUCCUGGUUCUCCAUUAUUGUCACCCUGGCCCUGGCUGUGGCUGCCUUUACUGUCUCCGUUAUGCGGUACAGCGCCUCUGCUUUUGGGUUUGCAUUUGAUGCCAUCCUCGAUGUCCUGUCAUCAGCAAUUGUCCUUUGGCGUUACAGCAACGCGGCUGCCGUACACUCUGCCCAUAGGGAAUACAUAGCCUGUGUCAUCUUGGGGGUGAUAUUCCUUCUGUCAUCCAUAUGUAUAGUGGUCAAAGCCAUCCAUGACCUCUCAACUAGGCUGCUCCCAGAAGUGGAUGAUUUCCUGUUCAGUGUCUCCAUUUUAAGUGGGAUCCUUUGCACCAUUCUGGCGGUGUUGAAGUUCAUGCUGGGGAAGGUCCUGACCAGCAGAGCACUCAUAACAGAUGGGUUUAACUCCCUUGUGGGUGGCGUGAUGGGCUUCUCCAUUCUCCUGAGUGCGGAGGUGUUCAAGCACAACGCCGCGGUCUGGUAUCUGGACGGCAGCAUAGGUGUGCUCAUCGGCCUCACCAUAUUUGCCUACGGGGUCAAACUCCUCAUCGACAUGGUGCCCAGGGUGAGGCAGACGCGCCACUACGAGAUGUUUGAGUGACGGCGGCCAGUGGGGACAAGCUGCAGUUCUGCAUGUGCAUGAAGACUGUCAGGACGAGGAGCGGUUCCCACCCAGGCAGGCGGUGCCAAUGGCUAACUGACAUCCAGUUUCUUCUGUAGAAAGUUUGUGUGCACGGGAACGAGGGCUGCCCGGCAGGUCUAUCUACACGGCUCCACUGCCUGUCAAAACACAUUAGAACAAUGCGCACAGGAGGGGAGACGGGUGCCCGAGGGGGGACUGACCUUUUCCAUUUCCUGGAGUAAAAGGUUCUUGUGGGUAGGAUAAGCUCUCUGCUUGGCAGAAAGCUCCUCUGUGGUGCUCAAGCCUGAAAUGGAUAGCAACUGACCAGACCCACCUCCUCUGGCAGCCACGUGGCCCCAGCUGCCUCCUCAUUCCAGAGUCUCUCAUCUCCUGGCAGAUUUUAAGGGAAGACCAUACCCUUUUGUCCCUCAUCCCCUUUAUAUACCCAGAACCAUAAGUAUAUAUCAUCUUCCUAAUUUCUAUCAAUGUAUUUCAUUAGUUUCAUACUGUUUUACUAAUCCUAAAUCUAAACAGAUUUGUUCCAAAGGAGACCAUUCUAUUUUUAAAGUACUUAGUGAUAUAUGUAUGAGCUUUGCAUGGACGAACUAAGCACAUGACCCAUUCUUGUACAUUCAGAACCUGAACAUACAUGUAAAAAACAGGAUUCAUUUUUGAGAGAUGUGGAACUACAGUUUAUUUGUAAUAAAUAAUUAUAUAACCUACCCAUAUAUGCAUAUAUCUAUAUGCUGUGUUAAGUGGUAAUGGUACAUUACAGUGUAUUAGAGAUGGCUUACCCCUAAGGGAACGAGAUGUUCUCAGUUUAUGUAACAUUAGGUGUAGAUUCCAUAAAAAUGUUCCAACACCCACCUUUCUGUACCUCGGGCACUGCUGUUUGUCCGGGCAACAGUGACCAAUAAAGACCUUUAGCUGUUUUGUAUGGUACAA
Messenger RNA from Manis pentadactyla (Chinese pangolin), 1965 nucleotides. RefSeq names its product transmembrane protein 163 (gene TMEM163). Bases 127 to 999 code for a protein of 290 amino acids. Gene Ontology annotation, molecular function: zinc ion binding. NCBI's taxonomy places the organism in Eukaryota, Metazoa, Chordata, Mammalia, Pholidota, Manidae. The record is from RefSeq and is a predicted model, not a curated record. The transcript is spliced from 8 exons. Gene Ontology annotation, cellular component: synaptic vesicle membrane.